Molecule: messenger RNA, 1236 nt
Organism: Fonsecaea multimorphosa CBS 102226
Lineage: Eukaryota; Fungi; Ascomycota; Eurotiomycetes; Chaetothyriales; Herpotrichiellaceae
Exons: 1
Coding region: 1-1236 (411 amino acids)
Molecular function (GO): metal ion binding; agmatinase activity
Source: RefSeq, a predicted model, not a curated record
AUGGCGAGAAGAACCGGCCUCACUCUGACGCACUUCGUGCUUCUCACCUCCCUUGCAUUUAACUCUCACGCUCAUUCUCACGAUGAUGCCUCAGAAGCGCCACUCUCCUUCUCAGUUGGGCCCAACUACCCCUAUCCCCUCGAGGACCUCGACAAGGACCUCCCUUUCUCUCAGCCCGUCACCUUCGCCCACUUGCCGUGGGAGCGGUGUUUUUCCUCCCGCCACGGAACUGACCUGGACAUUGCCAUCGUAGGUUUCCCCUACGACACAUCUACAUCGUAUCGCCCCGGCGCACGCUUUGGGCCCAGAGGGAUUCGUGCCGCGAGCUCCAGGGAGAAGAAAGGCAGGAGUUACAACACAGUAUGGGGCAUCGACCCAUUGACGGAAGGAGGGCUGAACAUCGUCGACUGCGGAGACAUUCCUCUCACGCCCUUUGACGCCCAGCAUGCUUUCCGCCAGAUGGAGCAGGGUUACCGGCAGAUCUUGUUCCACAACACUUCCUCCUCCUCAGCAUCGACCAAACCACUUCAGGGCAGAACAUGGCAGCAUCCUCGGGUCCUGUCUCUCGGGGGCGAUCACUCGAUCGUCCUCCCAAUCCUGCGCUCGCUCAAAGAGGUCUACGGCCCGAUCUCGGUCAUCCACCUCGACUCCCACCUGGACACAUGGGACCCCUACGCGGGGUACACGGGGAUCGUGUCGGAGCAGAGCGCCAUCACGCACGGGACUUUCUUCUGGCACGCCGCGCGGGAAGGGUGCAUCGCUAAGGGAAGCAGCGUGCACGGCGGGCUGCGCACGAAACUGUUCUCGCCCAAGGACUACGUCACGGACAAGGAGGUGGUGGGCUUUGAGAUGAUCGAGGCGCACGAGAUUGACGAGGACCCCCGGGGCAUGCAAGGGAUCACCGACCGGGUGCGCCGCAUCGUCGGCACGGACAAGCCCGUCUACCUCAGCAUCGACAUCGACGUCUUGGACCCGAGCAUCGCGCCCGCCACGGGCACGCCCGAGUCAGGAGGCUGGACGACCCGCGAGGUCAAGAGGUUCAUCAAAGGCCUGGAAGGCGUGAGGUUGGUCGGCGCCGAUGUCGUCGAGGUCAGCCCGCCAUAUGAUACGGCCGCAGAGGUGACCAGUGUCGCGGCUAGUGAUCUCCUGGUCGACAUACUGGCGUUGAUGGUCAAGGACUCGGUAGGAAAGCCGGACAAGGCGCAGACAAGUCAAGGGGUCAAGGAUGAGUUGUAA